AGUAAAUAUUUUUUAUAGAAUAUUAUAGUAUUUUAGUUGUUCGUACCUCCCCUGCAAAUCCGCAGCAGCCGGCGAUUCAAGUCCUGGUGUCCGGUGUCUCACCCGCCGAGUCGCUGGCUAGUGCCAGAGCGAGAAUAGCAAAAGACGCAGCAGGAUGCCAGUCGAGGUGCAGCGCAAACUGACAGUGCUGGGCUACCCGGGCGUGGGCAAGUCGUCGCUCACCACGUGCUUCGUGGAGAACCGCUUCGUGGAGAACUACGACCCGACCAUCGAGAAUACUUUCCACAAGACAAUCCGUGUGCGCAAUGCGCACUUCGUCACGGACAUUGUGGACACCGCAGGCAUGGACGAGUACGCCAACUUCUCGCAGGCAGCGUCGGUGGGCGUACAUGGCUACGUUCUUGUAUACUCGAUCGGCUCGCGCACGUCGUUCGAGAAGCUCAAACUCAUCAACGAGAAGCUAGUUAACAUGCUGGGCUCCAAGCCGCCGCGCGUGCUGGUGGGCAGCAUGUCAGAUCUAGAGAAGGCCAGAGAGGUGACAGUAGAAGAGGGCCGGACACUGGCAAGCAACUGGGAAUGCCCCUUUGUGGAAUGCUCGGCAAAAGACAACGAGAACAUCAAUGAGGUGUUUACUUAUCUAAUUAAGGAGAUCGAGCGCGAUUCUGGUCUGCUGGAGGAGAGCGACGAAUCUCAAUGCACGAUUUUGUAAACCAACAAGUAAAAUUGACUCGUGGACAGAGGGGGAGCUAGGAGCUAUAAUGCAGCCACGAAGAUCAUGCCAAAGCAUUUAUUCAUCUCAAAAUGGAGGUAGUUGCAGGCAAAAAGGGGACACUACAAGAAAGUGGAGGAGAAAAUCAACAACAUGAAGGAACAAGCAUCUAGGAAAGAGAUGAGAAAUCACUGCUGGACAGCUUACUGCAUCAACGAAAACAUGUAUGAAUUACAUCAUCAACACCAAAAACGCAUUUUCCAUUACCUAGUCUUCCCUCGCUAGGUGUCACCGUUCAUGUUCAGUGGACUUGACAUCAUGGCUUGCUGCAUCGACUAACUAAUGGAAAUCGCAAUAUUCGUUAAAAACAAUCCUUGUUCAUAGGAAAUGUCUAAGAAAUUGUUGUAUAAUACACAAAAUAAAAAUG
Messenger RNA from Phytophthora nicotianae INRA-310, 1136 nucleotides. RefSeq lists its product as hypothetical. Bases 155 to 709 code for a protein of 184 amino acids. Gene Ontology annotation, molecular function: GTPase activity; GTP binding; GDP binding. NCBI's taxonomy places the organism in Eukaryota, Oomycota, Peronosporomycetes, Peronosporales, Peronosporaceae. The transcript is spliced from 4 exons. The record is from RefSeq and is a predicted model, not a curated record. Gene Ontology annotation, biological process: small GTPase-mediated signal transduction. Gene Ontology annotation, cellular component: plasma membrane.